This is a messenger RNA of Orycteropus afer afer, 2114 nucleotides long. The record is from RefSeq and is a predicted model, not a curated record. Lineage: Eukaryota; Metazoa; Chordata; Mammalia; Tubulidentata; Orycteropodidae.
CCUAGCGCAAGCCAAGGCACCCACAGGUCACCUUGACAACAAGGCCGAGGACCCCGUGGGAACUCGCAGCCCUGCCGCCCUCGUUCAUCGCGCCCCCACGGAGGGGUGCCCAGAGAGAAAACCUGCGUGGCAAGAACCUAAAGGAAGUGGUGAGGGGCGUGGAGAAGAACAGGACACGAGAGGCUAGAUAACGAUGGGAGGGGAUACUAGUUCCCUUUUUUGCCUUUGGUUACUGGUAGUAUUGGAGGCAUUCGAAAUAGCUUUCAAGAAAGAAAAUAUCAGACAGGCAUUUUCCAAAGGCAACCCCGGAGCGAGCGAAACUUUAGAACCGCAAAUGGUUCUUCUUCCGGUCCCUUGCGUCUGCGUGUUGGCAGUCGAGAAGGCGGGAGGCCGGGGUAGAAGGAAGCCAGGGGCCGGAAGUGAAGGCAGAUUCCCUUUUUCGUUGCUCUUGCCGCCGCCAUACGCGCCCGCCCUGCUCAGCUCUUCUAACAGCAGCUAGUAUUUUCCUUUUCCUCUCUUGUUCCUUGGAUCCCACUCUUUUCCCUUGAUUUCACUUAGUCUUCGUGAACCCAGCUAGAGACCCCUCCCCUUCUCCCCCUGCCGGCCCAGUUAUGGCAGAAAAUGAUGUUGACAAUGAGCUCUUGGACUAUGAAGAUGAUGAAGUGGAGACAGCAGCUGGAGGAGAUGGGGCUGAGGCCCCUGCCAAGAAGGAUGUCAAGGGCUCCUAUGUCUCCAUCCACAGCUCUGGCUUUCGUGACUUCCUGCUCAAGCCAGAGUUGCUCCGUGCCAUUGUUGACUGUGGUUUUGAGCAUCCAUCAGAAGUCCAACAUGAGUGCAUCCCUCAGGCCAUUCUGGGAAUGGACGUCCUGUGCCAGGCCAAGUCAGGCAUGGGGAAGACAGCAGUGUUUGUGUUGGCCACACUACAACAGCUGGAGCCGGUUACUGGGCAGGUGUCUGUGCUGGUGAUGUGUCACACUCGGGAGUUGGCUUUUCAGAUCAGCAAGGAGUAUGAGCGCUUCUCUAAAUACAUGCCCAAUGUCAAGGUUGCAGUGUUUUUUGGUGGUCUGUCUAUCAAGAAGGAUGAAGAGGUGCUGAAGAAGAACUGCCCACAUAUCGUCGUGGGGACCCCUGGCCGUAUCCUGGCCCUGGCUCGAAAUAAGAGCCUCAACCUCAAACAUAUUAAACACUUUAUCUUGGAUGAGUGUGAUAAGAUGCUUGAACAACUCGACAUGCGUCGGGAUGUCCAGGAAAUUUUUCGCAUGACCCCCCAUGAGAAGCAGGUCAUGAUGUUCAGUGCUACCUUGAGCAAAGAGAUCCGUCCAGUCUGCCGCAAGUUCAUGCAAGACCCAAUGGAGAUCUUCGUGGAUGAUGAGACGAAGCUGACCCUGCAUGGGUUGCAGCAGUACUACGUGAAACUGAAGGACAACGAGAAGAACCGGAAGCUCUUUGACCUUCUAGAUGUCCUUGAGUUUAACCAGGUGGUGAUCUUUGUGAAAUCUGUUCAGCGUUGCAUUGCCCUGGCCCAGCUCCUAGUGGAGCAGAAUUUCCCAGCUAUUGCCAUCCACCGUGGGAUGCCCCAGGAGGAGAGGCUUUCUCGGUACCAGCAGUUUAAAGAUUUUCAACGACGCAUUCUUGUGGCCACUAACCUGUUUGGUCGAGGCAUGGACAUCGAGCGGGUGAACAUUGCCUUUAACUAUGACAUGCCAGAAGAUUCUGACACCUACCUGCAUCGUGUGGCCAGAGCAGGCCGGUUUGGCACCAAGGGCUUGGCUAUCACGUUUGUGUCAGAUGAGAAUGAUGCCAAGAUCCUCAAUGAUGUUCAGGAUCGCUUUGAGGUCAACAUUAGUGAGCUGCCUGAUGAGAUAGACAUCUCCUCCUACAUUGAACAGACGCGGUAGAGGAUUCGUUCAUUUUGGAAUGCGACAGUCUGUUCCUCUUCGUGAGACAACACCAGAUGUGGGGGUGAAGGAGACACUACUGCCACCUACCCCUCCCCCCUCCCCCACGGCUUCCCUCUUUUGCAUCACCACCACUCCUAAGUCCCCAUUCCUGAUUUGUCAGGAUUUUUUUAACAAAACUAAAAAACAAAACACGUGCGUCUGUGAUAUCUAUAA